CCUGUGACGUGCUUCAAGCUUCGAUUACCAAACCUAACCUUAUCCGGUAGUUUAGGGAUUUUUAACCGUUAGUAUAACCAGCAUGAAAACUCGCAAUGCCGGCGUUUCGAAGCCGUCGCCGACGGCAAAGAAAACGCCGCCGGUGAGAAAAUCGGCCUCCAAAGCAAAGCCGUCGCCGUCAACAGAGACUCCUAAAACCGCCGAGACGAAGCGGAGUUCUGCCAGAGCAGCCAAGCAGGUCAAUAAGACUGAAACCACUCCGGUUGCUGCUUCAAAACUCCGUCAAUCUUCAGCCGAGGAGGAGUCGCCUGGUAGUGCUAAGGGGACACCGGGCACUGAAGCUGGUGCGGCAACUGCAUCAAUAGCGAGAAGGACUUCCGGGAGAGCAAGGACACUGACAUCGGUGAAUAUUUCGGCACAGCUAGAGUCUGCGAAAGCGAAAGGGAAGGCACCGAGUAAGAAGAAAAAGGCAGAUAUUGAGGAUGUGGAGUUCACGGAGGAGGAGGUUGAGAAUGUAGGGAUGGAAGAAACAGCUGUCGAGGCAGAAGUACCGGCCGCUGAGAAUGCUGGAGUUUCUGCGACAGAUGAAAAAGGGGACGUUGGAGUAGAAAUAGAUCCUAGUGAAGAUGAAGAGGUUCCUAUUGAGAUGGAAGAAUCUGUAGUUGAGGAGGUUGCAAAGUCUUCUGAGAAUGUGCCGCCCAGUGGUGAAGGGGAUCCUGCUGUAUUAGAUGAAUCGGUGACUGAGGAGGUUACAAAGUCUUCACAGAGUGUGCCGCCCUGUGAUGAAGAGGAUCGUGUUGAGAAAGAAGAAUCUGUAGUUGAGGAGGUUGCAAAGUCUUCAGAGAGUUUGCCACCCUGUCAUCAAGAGGAUCACAUUGAGAAAGAAGAAUCUGUACUUGAGGAGGUUGCAAGGUCUUCAGAGAAUCAACCGCCAUGUGACGGAGAAAAUUCUGUUGCGAUAGAAGAAUCUGUAAUUGAGGAUGGUGCAAAGUCUAUAAAAAAUGAGCCGCCCUGUGAUACAAGACAAUCUGUAGUUGAGGAGGUCGCAAGGAAUUCAGAGAAUGAGCCACCCUUUGCUGAAGAGGAUCCUAUUGAGAUAGAAGAGUCUGUAGUUGAGGUGGUUACAAAGUCUUCAGAAAAUGGAUUUGCAGGCGAUGUAAGAGAAAAAAUAGAAGUGAGAGCAGAACAGAAAGAAGAGUCUAAGGAUACUUAUAGUAAUGAGGAGACCUAUUCUGAGUCUGCUCACAAGAUACAAAAUGACAAAACAAGACUACAAGGUGAAGAUACUGAUCUUGCAAAAGAGAUGUAUGAUGUUGAUGAGGAAAUGGAGUAUGGUGAAAAACUUGAUCUUGAUGAACAUGGAGAGGAAGAACUUCCAGGAGAUGAUGCAGAGGAUCAUGAAGAAGAAAGUGUGAAACUGGAGGAUGAACGCAAGCAGUUGACAGCCAUAGCAAAGGAGCGCAAGAUAAAGAAAGAGCGGGAGAUAUUUCUUGAUGGUCUUGAUCCGGAUGUUGAGGAGGAAGACGUGAGAAGGGUCUUUGAGAGGAUUGGAGGGAUAGUUGAGGUCAGGUUACAGAAGAAUCCUUCAACUAAUAAGAAUAAGGGUUAUGCAUUUGUGGAGUUCAAAGAUAAGGAGCAUGCGAGGCGUGCUUUGUCUGAAAUGAAAAACCCUGCUAUUCGAGGGAAACGAUGCGGGACAGCGCCCAGUGAGGACAAUACCACAUUGUUCAUAGGUAACAUUUGCACAACGUGGACAAAGGAAGCGGUUAAACAAAAACUAAAGGAUUAUGAGGUUGAAGGUGUUGAGAACAUAAACCUCGUCCCAGAUAUUAAACGUGAAGGGUUGAGCCGAGGUUUUGCAUUUGUUGAGUUCUCUUGUCAUGGUGAUGCUAUGCUUGCAUAUAAGAGGCUUCAGCAGCCUGAUGUUAUAUUUGGCCACCCUGAAAGAACUGCCAAAGUGGCCUUUGCUGAACCUAUAUGUGAGCCUGACCCUGAGGUCAUGGCCCAAGUGAAGUCAAUAUUUGUGGACGGGCUUCCACCUCAUUGGGACGAGAAACAGGUUAGAGAGCAAUUUAAAUGCCAUGGAGAAAUAGUACGUGUCGUUCUGGCCCGAAAUAUGUCUACAGCCAAGCGAAAAGAUUUUGGAUUUGUUGAUUUCUCUUGCCAUGAGUCUGCUGUGGCAUGUGUUAAUGUUAUAAACAAUACACCACUGGAUGAUGGGAAUUUAAAGAUAAAAGUGAAAGCAAGACUUUCAAAUCCUUUGCCUAAAACUCAGGCUGUGAAGGGUGGAAUACGUGGUGGAUUUCGAAUUGGCCGUGCUGGCAGCAGUGUUUCAAGAUUCGGUAGGGAUUUUGGUCGCAGUGGACAUGCGUUCAAUCGAGCAAAUUUUCAACGUGACAGACAUUUUUAUGAUGGUGGACGUGGUCAAACUGGCAGGGGUUUCAAAGAACAUGCCUAUGAUAAUCCACAUGCCGAGUUUCGUGGACGAGGGGGCAGAAGGGGCUUUUUCAGAGGUGGACAGUUUUCAUCCGGUGGAGGUUCUGGAGUUGCUUCCCCAUCACCAAGACCCUAUGUCGAUAGAUCUUCGCAUGGUGCCCCUGAUAGAGGCCGAGGUAUGCCUGCUCCUUCUAGGAGGCAUCCUCAUUCUCCACAAGGACACUUUGAUGGGCCACACAGGAGGGGUCACUUUGAUGGGCCACACAUGAGGGGUCACUUUGUUGGGCCACACACGAGGGGUCACUUUGAUGGGAUACACACGAGGAGUCACUUUGAUGGGCCACACAUGGGUGGUCAUGUUGAUGGGCCACACAUGGGCGGUCAUUUUGAUGGGCCACACCUGGGCGGUCACUUUGAUAGGCAACACAUUGGGGGUCACUUUGAUGGGCCACAUAUGGGUGGUCGCUUUGAUGAACCUUCUUUUUAUGAUGAACGUGAUAGAACACAAGGCAUGAAGCGUCCAUUCCAUAUGAGAGACUAUGAUCCUGAUUACUUGGAGCCUAAUAGAGCUCGGCCACGAUUGAAUUAUAAUGAUCCAACAGCUUCAUUUUGCGGAAACCAUUACAGUGGUCAUUACAGUGAUACUUAUGGAGCUAGCAGCAAUCUCUACCCUCAUCAAUAUCAUGGUCCUGAAUCUCAUUAUGGUCCACAUUCACCUCAUUAUGGGCCCAAUCAAUCAUAUGGCCGGGGUCGCUACUGUUAGAUCCCAUAAGUAGUUGGUGGGAAUGAAUCUUUAGGAUGCAUUGUUCAAGGACGUACAAGAGGCUUGCUGUUAGAAAGAAGUUGCAUAUUUCUUUUCUCUCUUGCCUUUAUCCUGCUUUUGUGCAUAUAUUCCAUCUUCUUUACCUAAUAGUUGUUUUUCUUUUUUUAACGAAAGUUGGGGUAGGGCUUUCCCAAGUUUUGAUGUUUGUAGUUUAGGACCUUAGGUAGUGUCUAAGGCUUUACGUAGAAACUACUCAAACUAGUAAGAAUUUGUAUGGAGGUUGUGAGAGAUUUACCCCUUUAGCCUAGGCUGGAUAGCUUGAAGAGCUUUGUUAUGACUGUUCUUCUGAAGUUAAGAUGCUUGUAUGAUCAUUGUUAAUUUUGUGGUUUAAAGGAAUGAAGUUUGGUUAUUGG
Messenger RNA from Fragaria vesca subsp. vesca, 3612 nucleotides. RefSeq lists its product as uncharacterized. Gene Ontology annotation, cellular component: nucleus. The record is from RefSeq and is a predicted model, not a curated record. Gene Ontology annotation, molecular function: mRNA binding. The coding region runs from base 83 to 3199 and encodes 1038 amino acids. The transcript is spliced from 11 exons. NCBI's taxonomy places the organism in Eukaryota, Viridiplantae, Streptophyta, Magnoliopsida, Rosales, Rosaceae.